Messenger RNA from Beta vulgaris subsp. vulgaris (sugar beet), 2171 nucleotides. RefSeq names its product nucleobase-ascorbate transporter 3. Gene Ontology annotation, molecular function: transmembrane transporter activity. Bases 331 to 1998 code for a protein of 555 amino acids. NCBI's taxonomy places the organism in Eukaryota, Viridiplantae, Streptophyta, Magnoliopsida, Caryophyllales, Amaranthaceae. The record is from RefSeq and is a predicted model, not a curated record. Gene Ontology annotation, biological process: transmembrane transport. The transcript has 14 exons. Gene Ontology annotation, cellular component: plasmodesma; plasma membrane.
UGAAACUCAUUAUUUUAAUAAGUACUCCUUAGCAACGAAACUUCCAAGUUCCAACUUCUCGAACUUCGUACAGCCGCGGUCUUCUGUACCUGCUGCUCACUGCCCAUGCUUCGAAAUCAUCCUUGUCUCACUCUCUCUCUCUCUCAUUAAUCUAGUCAAGAAUUAAUAAGUACUCAAAAAAAAAAAAACAAACUGGUUAAAACUCCUCUCAUUCUUACAUCUCACACUAUAAACUCACAUACAUAAUCUUAUUCUGCUAUUUUAAAAAGUUCCAUUUUCUCUCUCCUCCGCUAGUUUUUCACUGUCGGUGAUUUGAUCAAAAAAAUAAAAAUGGUAGAGACGGGAAACCACCAGCACCACCAUCCAACGCCGGGCCACACGGCGGGACCACCACCACCUCCGCCGGGCUCACAUCUACCUAUGGGUGCCGCUAAAGGCCCGGUUUACCCACCGCAAGAACAACUUACUAAUCUUCACUACUGCAUCCACUCCAACCCCUCUUGGCAUCAAACAUGCAUACUGGGUUUUCAGCACUACGUCGUGAUGCUUGGAACAAGUGUCUUGAUCACUAACUCCAUCGUUCCUUUAAUGGGUGGCAACGCUGGGGAUAGAGCUCGUGUGAUUCAAUGUCUGCUCCUUAUGUCGGGAAUUAAUACACUUAUCCAAACCUUGAUAGGGUCUAGACUUCCCGUUGUGAUGGGUCCAUCAUAUGCGUAUAUCAUACCUGUUAUGACAAUCAUCAAUGACAAUAGUGCUGGAAAUUAUGAUAGUGAACACCAGAGGUUUAUCCACAAUAUAAGGACUAUUCAAGGAUCUUUGAUAGUAUCAUCUUUUGUCAGCAUCAUCCUUGGAUUUAGCAAAGGAUGGGGAAACUUCACAAGGCUCUUCAGUCCAGUUGUCAUUGUGCCUAUAGUUUCACUUAUCGGGCUUGGUCUUUUUGCAAGAGGCUUUCCACAGCUUGCAAACUGUGUGGAGAUUGGCCUGCCAAUGCUAGUACUGCUGGUUCUUGUCCAACAGUAUGCUAAGCGUCUCCACCCUAGAGCACACCCUAUUUUAGAAAGAUAUGCCUUGCUGCUUUGCCUAGGAUUCAUCUGGGCUUUUGCAGCCAUCCUGACUGCUGGUGGCGUCUAUAAUAGAGUCAAGAAGCAGACUCAGAUGAGUUGCCGUACAGAUCGCUCCUUUCUCAUAUCUUCUGCUCCAUGGAUAAAAAUUCCAUACCCUUUCCAGUGGGGUUCCCCUAUAUUCAAUGCAGGCAGUGUGUUUGGGAUGAUGGGUGCAGCACUUGUUUCAUCAGCUGAGACAACAGGAACAUUUUAUGCGGCUGCCCGCCUAUCUGGUGCUACUCCUCCUCCAGCUCAUGUGCUGAGCAGAAGCAUAGGAUGGCAGGGUAUAAGCAUGCUACUGGAUGGGCUAUUUGGUACGAUUGUUGGUACAACUGCUUCUGUGGAAAAUGUUGGACUCCUUGGACUGACAUAUGUUGGAAGUAGGAGAGUUGUUCAAGUCUCCACAGCUUUCAUGAUCUUUUUUUCCAUAUUCGGAAAAUUUGGAGCCUUUUUUGCGUCAAUCCCUUUACCAAUAUUUGCUGCCAUAUAUUGCAUUCUCUAUGGAAUAGUUGCUGCCAAUGGGAUUUCCUUCAUUCAAUUUACAAACAAUAAUUCCAUGAGAAAUAUGUAUGUUUUGGGGCUGAGUCUUUUUCUUGGAAUAUCAAUACCGUAUUACUUUAUGAGUUACACCAUGGCAGCAAAUCAUGGGCCUGUCAACACUGGUGGUGGAUGGUUCAAUGAUAUAUUAAAUACGAUUUUUUCAUCACCUGCUAUGGUGGCCAUGAUUGUUGGGACUCUGCUUGACACCACACUAGAAGCAAGGGAUGCCGCUGUUGAAAGAGGUGUCCCAUGGUGGAUUCCCUUUCAAAGAAGGAAUGGCGAGGUGCGGAAUGAAGAAUUCUAUAGUCUUCCUCUGAGAAUCAAUGAGUUCAUGCCCACCAGAUUCAUAAAGUAGAAAAGGGCAAUCUUGCCUUGUACAUUAAGUUUUGAAUUUCAUCCUUAUCUUAGCUCUUUUGAAAUUUCUCCUCCCUUCUUUCAAUCCCUUGUGUAUGCAGUAUGCCGUAUAGAAAUGAUUUUUAUUGUUGAAACUUAAAAAGAAUUUAUUAGUACAGGUAUUAUGCAGUCUCA